This is a messenger RNA of Phalacrocorax carbo (great cormorant), 2488 nucleotides long. Lineage: Eukaryota; Metazoa; Chordata; Aves; Suliformes; Phalacrocoracidae. The record is from RefSeq and is a predicted model, not a curated record.
UCAUUUCCUGACUCGUGAUUUGUCUGACGAGUUGCAGCUGCCGUGUUGUGAAGGUCCUGAGCGUCCUGGUGGUGCUGGAUUUGUCCCUUGGCAUUCUCCCUACCCCACAUGUGCGUGCUGCCGGCGAGCUGAAGAUCGGUGCCCGCCACCAGAAGAAGCCUUUUCAGGGGUCAAGCGCAGCUCCGGCUCUGAGCCCUCAGCUCCCAGCGUGCGUGCCGUCUUGCCCCGAUUCCCCAGUCCCGGCCGAGCGGGAUGAAGCUGCUGGUUUCCAUCGCCUUCCUGGCCGCGCUUGCGCUGGCACAGGGACACCCCGACCCCGCGCUGGACUGGCACUGGCAGCUCUGGAAGAAAACCUACGGCAAGGAGUACCGCCACGAGAAAGAGGAAGGGGACCGGCGAGCGACGUGGGAGAGGAACCUGCGGCUGGUGACGCUGCAUAAUCUGGAGCAUUCCCUGGGGUUGCACUCCUACGAGCUGGCCAUGAACCACCUGGGAGACAUGACCAGCGAGGAGGUGGCGGCUUUGUUAACUGGGCUGAACGUCGCCCCUCGGCCAAACCGGACCUCCACGUACCGACCGCAGCUUGGCAGCAAAGUCCCCGACACCAUGGACUGGAGGGAGAAGGGAUGCGUCACGGAUGUGAAGAACCAGGGCGCCUGCGGGUCGUGCUGGGCGUUCAGUGCCGUGGGAGCCCUGGAAGCCCAGGUGAAGCUGAAGACGGGGAAGCUGGUGUCUCUGAGCGCCCAGAACCUCGUUGACUGCUCUAUGAUGUACGGGAACAAAGGCUGCAGUGGAGGUUUCAUGACCGAAGCUUUCCAGUACAUCAUUGACAACCAAGGGAUUGACUCGGAUGCGUCCUACCCCUACACGGCUCAGAAUGGGACAUGCCAAUACAAUGCUUCCACACGAGCCGCCACUUGCUCCAAGUACGUUGAGCUCCCGUAUGGCGACGAAGCAGCCCUGAAAGAUGCUGUAGCCAACAUCGGACCAGUCUCUGUCGCCAUUGACGCCACCCAACCCACCUUCUUCUUGUACAGGUCAGGCGUGUAUGAUGACCCCCAGUGCACGCAGAAGGUGAAUCACGCAGUGCUUGUGAUCGGCUACGGCACCCUAAAUGACAAGGAUUACUGGCUUGUGAAAAACAGUUGGGGCGUGAGUUUUGGUGACAAGGGCUACAUCCGCAUGUCGAGAAACCAUGCGAACCAUUGCGGGAUUGCCAGUUACGCCUCUUACCCGCUAAUAUAGAGGGACCCUGUGCUGCAGAGAGGACUCCUGAGGCUGCGGUUAAAUCACUAAUGCUACGCUUGCACGGAUCUACUGAUUUCAAGAACCAUUUUCUGGCGCUGGGGGCAAAGUCCUUCUGUUCGAUCAGCCUGUCUUACAGGCCAGGAGGGAGCCCCUUGCGUGGGAGGAUUUUGGAAUAUGAUUUACGGGUGCCUAGUGACUUCUUCUGGGGGAAACCCAGGAUUUUUCAGAGUGAAAUUGCGAUACCUACAGUUAUGACAGAUCGUGGUUUUCCUCUGUCCAAUUUAGCAUUGAGUACUGCUACGAUGACACAUUUUAUCCCUGUGUGAUGUUGAUGAAAUUGCAGAAUUUGUUUGAAAAAUAAAAGAUCAGUUUCACUGUCUGAAAAUCUGGUCUCUGGAGGCAGGAAAGGGUGGCAGAGGGAAUUCUAGCUCGUACUUGCCCAUCUGGCAGUGCUGCCCCAUGUAAGGACCUCUCGCAAAACCUCUCCACAAAUGAUGCUUCCCUCCAAACGACGUCUGUGAUUUGGGAAUGGAGGAUACAGACCACCACGCCGCUGCCGAAAGCGUGGGGAGAGAAAGCAGCUGACAUCCCUGGUGUCAGGACGAUGUAAGUUCUCACAAUGAUGAUAUCGGAAUAUAAACGCUGUCACUGGUGCUUCAGCUCCAUCGCACCGACGCAACGCAACCCAUCGUCGAACGCUUGUUUCCAACAGGGGCGGUAAAACCAAUUCUGAAGGAGAAAGGUUUUCCUGUUAAACCUUGGUUGAGAUCGCAAGUUCACCAACACUUCUUCUUCACAUUUAGGUACGCACCAUAGGCUUUAAAAAACACAUCUUGUGGUUUUUUUCCCUGACAAACUUUAGCGAAUCGCUUUUAUCUUCAGCUGGGCGCUGUGCUGGGCUGAGGUGCCACUGCCACCUUGGGGGAGGUGGGGGAACUGAACAAGCCUCCGCCCGCAAAGUGGCAUUUGGGAACGCUCACAUCACCUGUCAAAAUCAUCACAUAUUGGCCUUUGCAGUUGUGUCUGAGCUCUCCAGAGAAGUUAUUGUUGGGUUGGUGGGGUUUUCUAAACCCUUUUGCCAAAGCAUUGCUCAUUCUUAAAACCCCAUCGACUAAAGACAUCUCCUCUCCAAGCAUGGAGGUUGCUGAGGACCACUGCGCACCUACAGCUCCAGCUCUGCCCUUGGAAGGGGAUCAAAAACCAUCGUGUUUUCAACCAGCGAAGAGCCGAUGGGCCAAGA